AAAAGAGAAGAAUUUGUGCGGUGACGCAGGCUUGUUUACGACAGAUCAUUGUUGCUAACCUGAAGCUUCUUGUUCGGAUGUUUAGCUCUUCCAGGGCUCACGGGUUUCUUCCGUGAGAUGAAGAGACGAUGUUGGCCAGUUACGGUGUCUUACAAUGGUCUCCUGUUACUAAGGUGUGGUGCAGCAGAGGCACAUCUAAAAGUUGCAGGGCAGUGGCCCUCCAGGACUGGAGUUUGACACCUGUGACUGAAAGGGUCUCACAAGAGUAAUGUGCAGGAAACAGUGAUGCUAUAGGAGAUUCAGGCAUUGCCUUCAUCCUUCAUCCAAGAGGGGAGAGCUUUCCUGAGAAAUGGCAACUGAACUCCACGAGACUAUAUUCAUGGCCAAGCAGGAGCGUCACAAAAACCUGUUCCUGAACUACAAAAACCUGAACAUUUUUCCAGUAGAGCUGCUAAAAGAUGAAGGACUACAGUUUCUGGAGAGAUUGUACAUGAAGAGAAACUCGCUGACUACACUGCCUGAUAAUCUUGCUCAGAAGCUCCCGAAUCUUAUAGAAUUGUACCUUCACUCAAACAACAUCGUCAUUAUUCCUGAAGCUAUUGGAAACCUGGCACGACUGCAGUCACUGGACCUGAGCAAUAAUGCCCUCCAGAUGCUCUGCCCAGAGAUUGGGCGUCUGAGGUCUCUGCGACACCUGAGACUGUCCAAUAAUCAACUCAAAUGCCUUCCACCAGAGAUUGGUGAUCUGCAGGACCUGGAGACCCUCGACUUGGCUAUGAACCAGCUAAUGUCUCUUCCGGACCGCCUCCACCGCUGCCUCUCCCUGCAGAACCUCACAGUGGACCACAACCUUCUGAGUCAUGUUCCCCGCCAGCUCUGCUGGCUGCACCGCCUCAACCAGCUCUCCAUGGCGGCCAAUCGCCUAACCUUCCUACCACUCGAUCUGGGCAGAUCCCGAGAGCUGCAGUUUGUGUUUGUAGAUAACAACGUGGAUCUGAAAGGCCUUCCCUCCUAUCUGUACAACAAGGUCAUCGGCUGCAGCGGGUGUGGCUUAUCAUCUCAGGCUCUGGAGGGGGGCAGCAUGGGUGAGGUACUGACUGAGGCCCUGGUGGGGCUGCCGGCUGAAGUGAAGGUGAUUGGUUCGCAGACGGAUAACGUGGUUCCGCUGGAAGAGCUGGCUAUGAGGACUAUGCAUCGCAUCUACCAUCACCGCCCAGCAGGCCUGAACUUGCUGCCUCCCAUCAUCCUCCCAAAGAGCCUGCUGGACCUGCUGCAGUUCCCUCUGGGUCACUGUCACCGUUGCAGCCAAGCCAUGUUCACCAUCAUCUAUCCCAAGCUUUUCCCUCUGCGUGACACGGCGCUGGCCGGAGUCCACCGCAGAACAACUGUGAGUUUUGUGGCCUACUGCUGCUCUAGUCGCUGCCUCCGGACCUUUGAUCUGCAGGGGUGACAUCACUUCUCUUCUUUGUGAUCUGUCUGCGCUCAUGAAGGUGACAGAUGAUAUCCUGUCAUUUGUGAUGAGGCGCUGAGCGUCGGAGGCGUCCUGUGCAGGAACUCUGUUCAUCAUUACGACAAAAAGAACCACAGAGAAACUCUUGCCUUGUGACCGACAGACGUACUGCUCCUUGGUUAACACUAGAGCUCUUUGAACAAAGAUUCAAAGCGCUCAUGAUGUUCUUAUGUCUAACCACCGAGAAGUAGAAUAUUCUUGUGUGUCUGUGGUUGAGGAGGGAUCAGUGUGCUCCAUCACUAAUCGGGUUGGAUCUGAGGUAACUACAACACCCCCCCACUCGCAUCGAAGCACUUUAUAGAGCAAACACUUGGAUUUUUGUGAAAGUUUUGAGUCAUUUUUCACAAAAUGACUCAAAUGUGCCUGCAAAGUUUCCUAUAGCAGGCACAUUUAUUUCUUUAUGGAGUAUAACCAAAUGUUGUGUGUUCUCAAGAAUAUUUGAAGGUUGUUAUUUAAAUUUAUGUUUGAUGUGUAAUUUUAAAGCGGUGAGUAUAAGGCUUUGUUCAGUUACCCAACAGAAGGCAAAUACUCAGGUCUCUGUGCAGAAGUCGUGUAUCCAAUUAUAAGGUGCAAUGUUACAUUCAUACUCAAAAUUAUAGUGUCCAAAAAAAAAAAAGCCAGUUAAAGUUGCAAGACCAAACUGUUCCCUUUAAAUGUUUUUUCUUCCCACUGGUUCUUCAUUUGUUGCACAAGUUGCAGGAUUUCUUAUGGCUUUAUCUGUACAUCAGGUUUUUAAAAAUUAUCAUCCUAGAAACAGUUUCCUUCCACCAUCUAAAACAUUAAGAUAUCUCAUUUUGACAAAAGUUACAUGAACCAGAAAGCUAACACAAAAUACGAAAAAAAUAAAACGCAAUGCUAGUUAUUUCUACUCCACACACAUUUUAAAUUUUGUUUUUGGUGAAAACUGUGUGACUGUCUGGCUGCACUGACGCUUAGAUGUUGUGAAGUUCAUAUUUGUUGUUUGUUUUGGCAGUAAAUGUUGUCUGAUCUUUGA
Molecule: messenger RNA, 2504 nt
Organism: Xiphophorus maculatus (southern platyfish)
Lineage: Eukaryota; Metazoa; Chordata; Actinopteri; Cyprinodontiformes; Poeciliidae
Gene: lrrc28
Product: leucine rich repeat containing 28
Exons: 11
Coding region: 350-1450 (366 amino acids)
Molecular function (GO): protein binding
Source: RefSeq, a predicted model, not a curated record